AUGUCGGGAUUCAGCAACGCUCACUGUUUUCCGCGUCUUGUCCUCGUUGUGAAUCUUGUUCUCAUGCCAUCUGUUCCAUUUGGUUCCCUGAAGCUCCCUGCACUAGGUUGUAUUGUUACUCGUGGAAAGACACCACCCCCACUAGCUUCUGCUUUUUGCAUCCCAUCAUCUUCUGUAUCUCCAUGUUCAUUAAGGGAUUGUAUCACAAUAGGCACCACUGAUAUAUCGCCAUCCUGUGUGGCAUUCUGGCGAGUGGAUAAUUCUGUUUGCACUUUCUUACCAAUAGAUCCUAUUUCUCUUAGUUUGAUGGGUAAAGCAUAUGAAUUGCGUUGCAUUAAACAUGAUUAUUUGAAGUCAUCCUCAGCAGCAGUGCAACCGGAAAGGGAAUCGCUGAUUUAUCUCAUAAAUAGACCUGGUCUACAUGAGAUAUGGCGUGGCUCACUGCCUAUACCCAACUUCUGUUUCAGUAAGUUGGACACAUUGAUUGUGGACUACUGCCCGUUUUUAUCAGAUGCAGUGUUACCCUUCCAUUUACUUCCUUUAUUACCUCAAUUGAAAACAUUGGAAGUUAGAUACUGUGAUUCUGUCAAAACCAUAUUUGAUGUCAAGCCUUCCACACUAGACACAUUAGUUACUCUUCCUCUGAAUAAUUUGGUUUUAUCGAACUUGCCAAAUCUGGAGAAUGUUUGGAACAAAGAUCCUCCUCAUGGAAUUUUAUGCAUGCAACAUCUAAAAAAAGUAAAAAUUAAGGAAUGUGAAAGCCUUACAAGCGUAUUUCCAGCAUCUGUAGCCAAAGAUCUUAAACUUGAAGAUCUAGUAAUUGAAGAGUGUGAGAGAUUGGCGGCAAUUGUUGCGGAGGAUAAUACAGAUCCAAAUCUACAGCUUACGCUUCCCUGUCCCUACCUGAGAUCAUUGAAAUUAUUGAGAUUGCAAAAGUUCGCCUACUUUUAUUACUGCUCACACAAGUCUGACAUUUAUACGCCUCUGGAAUCACCUACCGAACAUCAACUUCCUAAUGAAAAGUGCAUGUCAGUAGGAGAAAAUGGAAUGAAGAUGAUUUUGCGAGGAGAAUUCGAGAGAAAGCUCUUAGAAAGCUUAAAAGCUCUUACUCUCUGCUUUGGUUCGGAUGUAUUUGGAUGUAAAAUUUUAGAAGAGGUUCCGAAUAUAGAGAAACUUGUGGUGUGUGAUGGUUCCUUCAAAGAGAUGUUCAGUUGUGAAAGUGGUAAUAAUGUGUUACAGCAGCUGAAAGUAUUACGGUUGGAGUUCCUGGGAGAGCUGGUUUCCAUUGGGCUAGAGAACUCUUGGACUGAUUCCUUUGUGAGAAACUUAGAAACCUUUGAAGUCAUUAGAUGUUGGAGUUUAAAAAACUUGGUAGCAUCCACAGUGUCUUUCUCCAAUCUGAUGUGUUUGAAUAUAUAUGGUUGUCUUAGCUUAUCGUAUUUGUUGACAUCCUCAACAGCCAAGCGUUUGGGUCAACUCAGAAAAAUGAAAAUACAAUAUUGUAAUUCAAUUGAAGAGAUAGUGUCUAAAGACAAAUCAGAUGAGGAUGAGAUAACAUUUCCCAAGCUCACUUGUUUAAAUCUUGAUUGGCUACCGAAUCUCAAAAGGUUCUACAGAGGGAGUUUAGGUUUCCCAUCCUUGGAGGAAUUGUCAGUAAUAUAUUGCCACGAGAUGAUAACAUUAUGUGCAGGAAGUAUAGAAGCAUGCAAUUUGUCUCAAGUUAAACUUGAUCCGUUCUCAAAGGCUAUUCAAUUGGAAACUGAUCUCAACUCUACUAUGAGGAAGGAAUAUCUGAGAGAGAUUUCAGAGCUUCGCAACCUAGAUCUCGAAAGUAGGCCAGGACUACAAGAGAUAUGGUAUGGCUCACUGCAUAUCCCCGACCUCUGUUUCAGUGAGAUGGCAACUUUGAUUGUGGAUGACUGCCAGUUUUUAUCAGAUGCAGUGCUACCCUUUCGUCUACUUCCUUUGUUACCUAAAUUGGAAACAUUGGAAGUUCGAAAUUGUGAUUAUGUGAAAACCAUAUUUGAUGUGGAAUGCACAACAAAAGACACAUUAAUUACUCUUCCUCUGAAAAAAUUGACUUUAUAUAACUUGUCAAAUCUAAAGAAUGUUUGGAAUAAAGAUCCUCAUGGAAUUCUACGAAUUCACCAUCUACGACAAGUACAUGUUACGAAAUGUAAAGACCUUACAAGCGUGUUUCCAACAUCAGUAGCCAAAGAUCUUUGGAACCUGGAUGAUCUAGUAGUGGAAGACUGCAAGAGAUUGAUUGUAAUUGUUGCAAAUGAAUAUGAUGAGGAUGAAGAAAUUAUAUUUGAGUGGCUUAAGGUUUUGGAGCUUAAAAGAUUACAAGAGCUGAGGUGCUUUUACGCUGGUAAUUUCACUUUAAGUUUUCCAUCCUUGAAGGAAGUUCACGUCAUCGAGUGUGGGUCCAUGAGAACUUUCAGCGCAGUCAACAAAAUAGAUCAUUUGACAAAGUGGUAUUAUUCAGAAGAUGCAAAGGAGAGUGAUCUUAAUUAUGGUGUGCGCAGAACUUCUGAAGAAGAGGUUGCAGUAAUUAAGGGGAGAUUGAAGGGCAUAAAGAGUGGAUGAAGAUGCACGUCUCCCUAUGUU
Molecule: messenger RNA, 2610 nt
Organism: Vigna radiata var. radiata (mung bean)
Lineage: Eukaryota; Viridiplantae; Streptophyta; Magnoliopsida; Fabales; Fabaceae
Exons: 6
Coding region: 1-2589 (862 amino acids)
Source: RefSeq, a predicted model, not a curated record